AUGAGCAGCUCAGGAUGAAGGUCUGUUAUACUUUGAUCUGCAUCCUCUUCCUCACAGCUCUGCAGGAUGGAGAAACUGUGGAAACCUACAGAGGAAAGGAAGGAGGAAGCAUCACAGUUAGAUGUGAAUUUAAGAACUCUGGAAGCAGGAGGUUCCUCUGUAAGGAAACCUGUGAAGGAGGAAAUAUUCUGAUUAAUACGACUGAGGACAUGUUAAACAAAGACAGAUACAGCAUUAGAUAUGAAAGAAGGGAUAUCUUUUCAAAUGAUUAUCUGCAUGUGAGCAUCACAAAGCUAAAAAAGUCAGAUUCAGGACGGUACCGCUGUCGCUCUGAUACAUGGAGGGGAACUCAAUAUGAAGAUUUUAUUCUCUCUGUGACUGAAGAUUCUUCAGAACCAAAAUGGACUCUGGGACCUUUUAUUAGAUCAACUUUUCUCCCAGCAGCCUCCACAACAACAACAACAACACAGAGUCUGAGUUCCUCACCUUCUCCAUCCUCCUCUGCAACCAGCAGAGUCUCUGAGAAACCAGCUGCAGCUUCAGAUCUGUGGCUCUAUGUGGGUCUGAUUCUUUCCAUCCUGAUCAUCAUGUUAGCAGCAGCUCUGCUCAUCUUCUUCAAGAGGAAGAGCUUCAGUCAACAGAAAGGUUCAGGAGAAACAGAGUACUGCAACUUCUCUGAGGCUAAAGAUGGUGCAGUAGAGUACUCUGAGCUGAAACUGAAGAAUGAUGCCACUAGUUCACCCAGCAGCGCCCCCUGUGGUCAGGCAGAUAAUGUGACCUACUCUGAGCUUAAGGUAGCAGUGAGCUCUGCAAACCACAGCCAUAAUGAUUCUCCUCUCUAUUCCAUCAUUACCUCAGAAAGACGAAUGUUGUCAUCUAAUGUUCGUAGACAAAUUAAAGCACCAAUUGCUCUGAGUUUACCGUCUUCAGCAAACAAUCUGCUGCUCUAUGUGGGUCUGGUUCUUUCCAUCCUGAUCAUCAUACUAGCAGCAGCUCUGCUGAUUUUUCUCAAGAAAAGAAGCUUUGGUCCACAGAAAGUGAAAACAGAGUUUGCUGAUAACGCAAUGGUCGACAGAGUUUAUGAGGAGAUCAGAGACCAGGACAGAGAAAACAAACCACUUCCUGAGGAAUUAGCUUCAGUUUAUGUUUACGCCAAACCCUGCAACCCAAACUCAGCUGAAAGCAACGAUAUAUACAGCCUCGCCAGCGGCCCUCAGAACAAAGUGGAGGUCGAUGAGUGUACCGGCUCACCAAACAACGCCCCCUGUGGCCAUGCAGAUGAUGUCACCUCCUCUAAACUUCAGAUAGCUGCGAGCUCUACAAUCAACGACUAA
Messenger RNA from Cyprinodon tularosa, 1334 nucleotides. RefSeq lists its product as uncharacterized. The transcript is spliced from 12 exons. The coding region runs from base 15 to 1334 and encodes 439 amino acids. Lineage: Eukaryota; Metazoa; Chordata; Actinopteri; Cyprinodontiformes; Cyprinodontidae. The record is from RefSeq and is a predicted model, not a curated record.